CAAGGCUCUAAAACCGCAACGGGGAUUUAAACGGCCAACUUGGAACACCAUAGUUUACUGCAACACCGUUCCUAUCUCACCGACCGGUACCGCACGUCACCGGGCAGCACGUCAUCAAAGUUUAAAAGUGUGCUCGAUCUUUGGGGAGUAGAAAGCAACAGUUAUCCAAGGCCGACGUGUGUGUAACUUUCCUUUCAAAUUCCGGGUGUACUUUUACAGUAUAACUCACCCGCGGCACUUGUUGCGCAGGAUGAUUAUUUAGCGGCUAGGCAUUGAACAUUUCCGCCACAGUUUUCUUUGACUCUGCCGCGAACACAGGUGCUUUGCACUUCACCCAGACGCUGUUGUUAGUGCUACUCUAAAAAAAAGGGAAUAAUAGAAAGUCUGAAAUCAUGGACGAGUCACCGCCGACAUUUCACUGGGCCGACUACCUGAUCUUCACGUGUAUGCUGGCCACGUCGGCGGCCAUCGGGGUCUUCUACGCGGUGAGGAGCCGGCGGGAGGGCUCGUCUAGUAGAGAAUACAUGCUGGCGGACCGAGAGAUGAGCUUCUUCCCCGUUGCCAUGUCUCUUCUAGCCAGUCUCUUCACGGGCGUCUACAUCCAGGGGAGUGUGGCUGAGACCUACUACCGAGGAGCCAUCCUACUGCUUGGCUCCAUCAUCCCACUGGUUCUAGCUGGGGUUAUCUCUGGCAGAGUCUUCAUGCCCAAAUUCUACGAGAUGAGACUGACAAGUGUCUAUCAGUAUCUGGAUUUGCGUUUCAAUGUGGCUGUGAGAAACUGCUGUUUACUGUUUGGAUAUCUCUACAUGAUCUUACACUCGGGUGUCGCUACAUACGCUGCAUGCGUUGUGCUGACUACAGUAACUAGUGGAAAGUUGAGCGUGGUUUUGAGCGCGGUAAUUCUCUCUGCUGUUUGUACCUUCUACACCGUCAUCGGUGGAAUCAAGGCUGUUUUAUGGGCAGAUUGCUUCCAGAUGUUCCUGAUCUUUGCAUCCCUCUUAGCAGCAGUGCUCCAGGGAGCUGUCAAACUAGGGUACACCGAGAUCUGGAGUUUGAAUCUCGAGGGUGGUAGACUCAACCUUUUCGAAUUCGAUCCCGAUCCAAGGAUCUACGCCUCGUUCUGGACAGUGGUGAUUGGAAUCUUCUUUUCGUGGCUACCAUCAAUGAUCGUUCUGCAGUAUCAGGUGCAGCGAUAUCUCACCUGUAGAUCGCAGAAAACGGCUCACAUUUCGUUCGGCGUAUUUCUGGGCGGAAGUGUCGCGGUCACAAUUCUGGCCGCUUUAGCAGGGAUGGCGAUGUACGCCCUCUACGUUGACUGUGAUCCAUACUCCGAUGGAAAACUACCCCAUAAGGAUGGGCUUCUUCCGUAUUACGUCUUAGAUGCAUUCAAGGAUGCUCCGGGCAUUCCUGGUCUCUUUGUCUCCGGCCUUUGCAGUGCUGCCCUCAGCACCACGUCAUCCAUCUUGAAUUCCAUAGCAACAAUAACAGGAGAGCACGUCAUCACUAAAAUCUGGACAGACUUGCCCGAUCGAAGAUACUUGUUUAUCACCAAGAUGCUUGCGCUUUUCUUUGGUACUCUCAAUAUCGGAACCGUUCUGGUGGUUUCGAAGCUGGGGGAUAUCCUGCCGGCUUUGAUUGGCCUUAUUGGUAUCACUAACGGUCCAGUUUGUGCGGUGUUCAUUCUGGGGUUCUUCUUUCGAAGGGCGAACUCAAAGGGAACCAUGGUUGGGUUCGUUGUAGGGAUAAUAUUCGGAAUCUGGAUCUUCAUUGGGUCUAUCUUCUACCAACCACCCCUUCCAAGUUUGCCAUUGUCAACGGACGGAUGUCCCGACGACGACACCAUGACAAAUGCGUCCAUGGCAGUCACCACAAUGGCCAUGACUUUUGUCAAUAUGACCACAGCGGCGGUGCCAGUGGAAAGUUCAGGUGGGAUCGUGGAACUCUACAAGGUGUCCCGGCUCUGGUACCCAACGAUAACCAUAGUGACUGUCACACUAGUCGGAAUUGUCGCCAGUCUGUUAUUUGACGCAUAUUUCGGCAAGCCCAAAGUUGACUCGUUCUUGCUAUGGGACUGGAGAACAUCUUUCUGCUGCUGCGUCACUAAGCAAGCAAAGAUCGAGGAUGAGAAAUCGCUCUUCGGCGUCACCAGUGACGUCAUGUCAGACGUCACCGUGGAAACCGGCGAUCCAGCAGGAAUAGUCAACACUGUAUGUGAGGGAUGUGAUGUGUGUAAAUCGCCCUCAAGAACAACCCACUUGUAAAAUGACGUCUAAAUGACGUGUACAUGACGUCAUCCGUUCAUUCUCAAACAGCGCCCUCAGCUGUUUGCUGAUAGUUUUAAUCGCAUUCUGCUGUAAUUAAGCUGAAUGAAAUUGAACUUGAAAAACAAAUAACAUUGUCUCUGCAAAACAGAAAUGAAAACGAUCGUUUCAUACUGCUAAUAAUUAAGGAUGCGACCCCCCCCCCCAAAAAAAGUAUGAUUACGGCUCGAAGGUUUUGUAAAUUUAACAAUCCUACUUUAGAACUGUUUAAUAGUCUUUUUACAUAUUAUACCACAGGGUUUACCUUUAUGUUGUAGGGGCUUUACGUACACAGUUUUAAUACGAGAUAAGAAGGUGCUUUAUAAAAAAUAAUUGAUUUUAUAAAAUUUGAAGAGUAUGAAUAUUGUUUGUAGCCUAAACGUUUAAUACUGAUUACUGCCGUGAUUCUUUAGUUCCUACUUCAUGUACUUUUUUAGAUGGUAAUGUGUCUUUCGAGUGUAACAAUGCAAAUAGUAUGUAACAUAAUACAAUGACUUCACUGUGUCAUAAGCACAUGUAGAUAGGUGAUUUUCUUUUUAAACUGAAGAAGUUUUAACCUGAAGUGUUUCAUUUUAAUUUGUCUUUCGUAUGUACAUUGUAAAUACACGGGCUUUCACUUCUGUCAAAAGCUAAACAGAGCACGCCAUAUACACAUAUUAGGAAGUUAUUUAAUUAUUGACUGUAGUUCGUGUUUCAGGGUACAAAUUUUAACUUUUUUUAACAACGAAAAAGUUCGAUUUUAAGUUUAAAGUAUAUGUUGUACCGGGAGUAUUUUUGUACAAAUAGUACAGAAGUUCUUUAAUUGUUGACUGUAGUUUGUGUUUCAUGGUACACAAUUUUACUUUUUAACCAAAAAAGUGAAAUUUCAAGUUUAAAUUAUAUUUCGUUCCUGGAUUAUUUUUUUUUACAAAUAGUAUAGGGCCUAGUGUGAAUUCCUGUAGUCCAAUCUAGCCAUACAAUCCAUAUUAUCGUAUUUUUUGUGCGUUUGUUCCGCAAUGUCCAAAACUACAGAACCGUUUGAUUUGGUAAAAGAAAUCUCUGAUUGAAGUUGGUAGAUGGCCCUUAACAAUGUGAUGUUAGUUUAUCAGUUGCACAAUCAAGAAUUUCAGUUGUUAAUAAAAAGAGGAAAUAAUUUUCUUUUAAUAGUAUAGAUUAUAACAUAGUAAAUAUACUCCUACUUAUCAAAGGCAUAGUUAUAUAGACUUAUGAAGGACAAUACUUUCUCAUAAAGAUGCAUCAAUCUUCCCAGACCAUUUUAUCAAAAGCACAAGUUGACUUUCGGUUAAGUUGAAAAAGUUACCUUUUGCGUGACGCGAUUAAAACAAACGGUACUUGUUUAAAGACA
Messenger RNA from Patiria miniata (bat star), 3645 nucleotides. Its product is annotated as sodium-coupled monocarboxylate transporter 1-like. The record is from RefSeq and is a predicted model, not a curated record. Lineage: Eukaryota; Metazoa; Echinodermata; Asteroidea; Valvatida; Asterinidae. Gene Ontology annotation, cellular component: membrane. Gene Ontology annotation, biological process: transmembrane transport; sodium ion transport. Bases 393 to 2261 code for a protein of 622 amino acids. Gene Ontology annotation, molecular function: symporter activity. The transcript has 17 exons.